UUUGCCACAACGGUUGUGCGUGAAAAAAAGUUAGUGUCAAAUUUGAAUUACGAAUUAUAUUUUCGAACGUGUUUCAGUGCAGUGCUAAAGUUUUUGUGAUUUUUUUAAAAAAUAAUUAAGUACAAGACGGCACACAUAACAAGAUGGCGGCGGUGGUGGUGCAGCGCGCGAACAAGUACUACGGGCGACGGAAUAAAGCUGACUACAAGCCCGUGCUCACAGACCUCGACAUGACCGUCGAGAAGGGGACCAUCUACGGCCUCCUAGGUCCAUCAGGGUGCGGGAAGACGACUUUACUGUCAUGCAUCGUGGGUCGACGGAAACUGGACAGCGGGGACAUCUGGGUGCUGGGUGGCAAGCCUGGGGAACCGGGCAGUGGCGUGCCGGGGCCAAGAGUGGGGUAUAUGCCACAGGAAAUCGCCCUAGUCGGUGAAUUCACAGUACGCGACGCCGUGUACUACUUCGCUCGCAUCUACGGCAUGACCGCUCGCCGCAUGGAGGAGAGGUUCGAGCUCCUCUCCGACCUCCUGGAGCUUCCCCCGAGCGGGCAAUACGUGAAGAACCUCUCGGGAGGUCAGCAGAGGAGGGUGUCCCUGGCUGCAGCGCUCGUCCAUGAGCCGGAACUGCUGAUCCUGGACGAGCCAACCGUCGGGCUAGAUCCUGUGCUUAGAGAGAAGAUCUGGAGUUUCCUGACGGAGGUGGCAGCUGAAGGCACCGCGGUCAUCAUCACCACUCACUACAUAGACGAGACCAAGCAGGCGCAUAAGAUCGGUCUACUCCGCGACGGUCAACUCCUAGCGGAGGGAGCGCCCGACGACAUCCUGCGUCGCUUCGACGCCCGCACCCUCGAGGAGGCCUUCUUCAAGAUGGCCAUGAGGCAGCACGAGGGACGGGCCAUCGACUCGCCACCGGCGCUACCAAAAGAGACACCGACCCUACCGCUUCAGUACCAGUCACAGGACACUCUCAACGGUCUCACUAGCACUAGCACUGAUGUCCUCACGCCCAAGGAGAAGCCGGUGCUCCGCAGCAAAUCCUCGGGCAGAUAUAACGCCACAUUCAUCAAGAGCAUACAGCAGUUCGGACGGCAUCCAGGUGGUCUGAUCUUCUCGCUGUUGUUCCCGUUCGUGGAGGUGGUGUGUCUAUUCAUGGCGGUGGGACACGACCCUCGGGACCUCGACCUCGCGGUUGUCAAUGAGGAGGCGGCGCUGACACCAGUGGGUUAUGACAUCUGCGCCAACAAGAGCGCGGCGUACGUGGUGCCGUCGGAGUGGUCAUGCGACACGCACCUGCUGAGCUGCUGGUUCCUCGAAGAGAUGGAGAAGCGGAACCUGCUGGCGAUACCCUACAAUACUACCGCGGAAGCCAAGAACGCGGUCGCCAAACGCAAGAUCUACGGCGCCGUCCACUUCCCGCGGAACUUCAGCUCGUCUCUCGCCAUGAGGGUCGCCGAAGGUCGGGUGGAGGAUGAUGUGGUGGAUGACAGCACCAUCAGCAUCUGGAUUGACUUUACAGACCAGCAGAUCUCUCAGUUCCUGAAGACGCAGCUGUACAAGACGUACGAGGAGUUCGCCAGGCGCUCCAUGCUCGCCUGCGGGAAACACGAACAUCUGGUCCAGAUGCCGGUUCACUUCGAGACGCCAAUAUACGGCAUCAUGGACGCGCAGCUGCUCGACUACAUGGCGCCUGGGAUACUUAUAACGUUAAUCUACUUCAUGCCAACGCUCAUCACCUCGACUCUGAUGAUCUCCGACCGGCUGGAGGGCGUCUGGGAGCGGUCGGCCGUCGCCGGCGUGCGGGCGCACGAGAUGCUGUACGUGCACGUCGGGAUACAGACCGUCGUGCUGGCCAUACAGACAAUAGAAACAGUAGGCCUAGCGUAUGGCGCCUUCAGUCUGCCGUCGCAGGGCUCCCUGGCUCUCUGCGGGCUGCUGCUCUUCACCCAGGGUCUGGGUGGGAUGUGCUUCGGGUUCCUCCUGUCUGUCUACUGUGGUAGCUACACGCUGUCAUUCUUCACGGCGACUGGCAGUUUCUACCCGAUGAUAUUGCUGUGUGGUAUCCUCUGGCCACUAGAGGGCAUGCCCUACGCUCUCCAAGUGUUCGCUCAGUGCCUGCCCUUCACAAUCCCUGCGCGAUCCCUUCGUGACGUCAUGACUAAGGGCUCCACUCUCACCAGCCCUGAGGUCUACUACGGUCUUCUUGUGACGGCCCUUUGGAUAUUCAUCAUGCUUGGUAUGUGUUUACUCAAGCUCAAGUUGAGGAAAACGUAGUGGUAAUAAUAUACCUAGUAGAAUAUUAUUAGUUGGUAUUUGCCAGUUGUAGAAAGAAAGAAAAAAUAUUUCUCUCACCCCAAGUUCCAUUUGAU
This is a messenger RNA of Aricia agestis (brown argus), 2365 nucleotides long. RefSeq names its product ABC transporter G family member 20. The transcript has 16 exons. Bases 144 to 2270 code for a protein of 708 amino acids. Lineage: Eukaryota; Metazoa; Arthropoda; Insecta; Lepidoptera; Lycaenidae. Gene Ontology annotation, cellular component: membrane. Gene Ontology annotation, molecular function: ATP hydrolysis activity; ATP binding; ABC-type transporter activity. The record is from RefSeq and is a predicted model, not a curated record.